Messenger RNA from Lactuca virosa, 796 nucleotides. NCBI's taxonomy places the organism in Eukaryota, Viridiplantae, Streptophyta, Magnoliopsida, Asterales, Asteraceae. The record is from the annotation of a GenBank genome assembly.
AGAGGCCUAUAAAUAGGUCUCACAUUCCUCCCAUUUCCCUCACUUCACUCUCAAAUACUCAAAACCAACAUUCUUCCUUUCUAUACUUAUAUAUAUUCUUUCAUUCUUAACCAAUCCCAAUGGCCAGUGUUGAGGUUGAAUCAGCUGCAACAACUUUGCCGGAGACUCCUGUUACAAAGGAGGUAGAAACCACCAUAGAGACACCAAAAGAAGCGGAGCCAGUAGUUGAUACACCACCACCGGCUACUCCAGAGCUGGUGGCUGAGGAACCAAAGGAGGAAACCACCGUGGAUGCUCCUCCACCAGAGGCGGAGGAGACUCCUGUGGAAGCUCCGGUGGAAAUAGAGACAAAGGAAGUGACUGAGGAGCCAAAGAGUGUGGUUGAAGAAGAACCAAAGGAAGAGACUGAGACUCCGGUGAAGGAGGAGGAGCCAGCUGUUGAGGAAACUCCGGCAGCAGAUGUAGUCGCUGAAGAAACUCCGGCAAAGGAGGAGGAGGUGACGGAAGAAGAAAAGCCGGCUGAAGUUGUUGCCAGUGACACCACUGAAGCGGCAGUUGAGAAGACAGAGUGAUGAAUUCGAUCGAGAAAAAGGUGGAAGUUUGAUUUAUAUGUUGGAGGUGUUUUUGUGGGCUUGAAUAUUCAAAAGCCAUGUGGCAGUAGAUGAAUGGUGGGAUAUGAUCACUUGGAAUAUCGAGUUUUAUUCCAAGGAUUUUAUGUUUAAUUAUAUGAUUAUGAGUGUGGUGAAAUGUUAUUCUGUAAGGUUUUCUAAAUAAUAUUUGUUCUUUUUUAAAUUUA